Molecule: messenger RNA, 2364 nt
Organism: Brachypodium distachyon (stiff brome)
Lineage: Eukaryota; Viridiplantae; Streptophyta; Magnoliopsida; Poales; Poaceae
Exons: 12
Coding region: 124-2364 (746 amino acids)
Biological process (GO): protein retention in Golgi apparatus; protein targeting to vacuole
Cellular component (GO): extrinsic component of membrane
Source: RefSeq, a predicted model, not a curated record
GUGCCACCACCUGGAUACUUAGCUCUAGGCUGUGUGGUAAAUAGUGGAAGGCAGCCACCUUCAAAUCAAGCUGUGUACUGCCUUCGUUCUGAUCUAGUAACUUCUGCAGCAUUUUCAGAUUGUAUGCACACUCUCUCGCCUGCUCCUGGAAUACUUUCUGGAUUUAGCAUCUGGCGUGUGGACAAUGUGAUUGCCACAUUCCAUGCACACAGUUCAGCGACCCAACCCACAAGAAUGGAAGCUCUUGAUUUGCAUCAUGUUCUGCUAAGGAAUCCAAACUGCUAUAUCGUUAAGGAUCUGAAUGCAGAUUCUUCUGUUCAGGGUGACCAGCCAGCUGAUCGGUUAACUCAUCGUAAGAGUACUUCCGGGUGGGAUGCUGUUAGAACUUUGUCAAGACCAAGUAGCUAUUGCACGUCUACUCCGCAUUUCGAAAGAAUAUGGUGGGAUAAAGGUGGAGAUACAAGAAGGCCAUUUUCAAUAUGGCGGCCAUUACCUCGUUUUGGGUUUGCUUCAGUUGGUGACUGUAUAACUGAAGGGCUUGAACCACCUACUCUUGGCAUUCUUUUUAAGUGUGACAACAAGAUAGUUUCUGAAAGGCCCGUACAGUUUACGAAAGUAGCCCAAAUUGACAGAAAAGGCUUUGAUGAAAUAUUCUUUUGGUAUCCAGUGGCGCCUCCUGGAUAUGUUUCUCUUGGUUGUGUUCUGACAAAAACAGAUGAAAUGCCAAGCAAGGAUUCCAUUUGCUGUCCUAAAUUGGGUCUGGUGAACCAAGCGAAUAUCUCGGAGGACCCUAUCUCCAGGUCUUCUAGCUCAAAGGGACCUAGCUGCUGGAGCAUUUGGAAAGUUGGAAAUCAGGCAUGUACGUUCCUAGCACGGCCUGAUCUGAAAAAACCCUCAGCACGAUUAGCAUACAGUAUUGCAGAUCAUGCUAAGCCAAAGGCACCCGAAAAUAUUACAGCUGAAUUGAAGCUGGGAUCUUUGUCAAUCAGCAUCCUCGACAGCUCCUGCGGAAUGGUCACACCAAUUUUCGACACAACAAUUGCAAGUAUCAAUCUUGCAACACAUGGAAGAUUUGAGACCAUUAAUGCUGUUUUGAUCUGUUCAAUUGCUGCAUCCACAUUCAAUAGACACUUGGAAGCGUGGGAGCCCUUGGUUGAGCCAUUUGAUGGGAUAUUCAAGUUGGAAACGUAUGAUACCAGCGAACAACCUCCUUCCAAAGUCGGUAAGAGGAUUCGUGUUGCUGCAACAAGUCCGUUAAAUGCCAACUUGAGUUCUGCAAAUCUUGAUUUGCUUAUUGAAACUUUAAUUUCAUGGAGAAGACAAAUUGAUAUUGAAACACGGUCUUCAAUCAGAAAUGAGGACACUGUUGAAAAUUUGAAAAUAGCUGAUGAUUUGUCUUGUUCUGCAUUGGAUGAAGAUGAUUUCCAGAGGGUAGUUUUUGAGAACAAGUUAGGAUGUGAUGUUUAUCUUAAGAAACUAGAAGAUAAUGAAAACACUAUUGAGCUGUUACAGCAUGAGAAUCACAUCUCAUUGUCGAUGCCACCUCCGAGGUUUUCUGAUAAACUAAAUGUAUUGUCCAAUUCCACGGAGGCAAGAUAUUAUGUUGUCAUACAGAUCUUUGAGUCCAAGGGCCUGCCUAUCGUAGAUGAUGGCAAUGACCAUAGCUACUUCUGUGCUUUGCGCUUGCUCAUAGGAAGUCAAACUUCUGAUCAGUACAAGGCGUUCCCACAGAGUGCCCGAACAAGAUGUGUAAAACCACUGAAAACUGACUUACAGACACAUCAUGCCAAGUGGAACGAACAUUUUAUAUUUGAAGUUCCAGAACAGGCAUCGGCUAAUUUAGAGAUUGAGGUAACUAAUCUUGCAUCAAAGGCUGGUAAAGGUGAAGUGCUUGGUUCGUUGUCAAUACCUAUUGGACGGGGCACAACAACAUUAAAACGGGCUGCUUCUAUCAGAAUCCUUCAGCAAGCUGCUGACAUCAAGCGAGUAUUGACAUGUCCCCUUACAAGGAAGGGCACAGUACUUAAUGAGGGAGACAAGAAAGGCUGUGGUGCUUUAGUACUUUCAAGUUGUUACAUAGAACGACCGACUCAAUCAAACUUACAGAGCUGGAAAGAGAGCAUAAGCAAUGCAGAGAGUAGUUUCUGGAUAGGGCUUACCCCAGAUGGUCCAUGGGAAAGUUUUACUGCAGUUCUACCACUGUCAAUCAUCCCAAAAGCACUUAAUAGUAACCACUUUGCAUUUGAGAUCACCAUGAGGAAUGGAAAAAAACAUGCAACUUUGAGGGCUCUCGCAGUUAUUGCUAAUGAUUCUGACAUAAAUAUCAGGGAAUUUGUUGCCAAGUAUACCCAGCACACUGAAUAG